This is a messenger RNA of Salvelinus fontinalis (brook trout), 1154 nucleotides long. Its product is annotated as oligodendrocyte transcription factor 3-like. NCBI's taxonomy places the organism in Eukaryota, Metazoa, Chordata, Actinopteri, Salmoniformes, Salmonidae. Gene Ontology annotation, molecular function: protein dimerization activity. Bases 277 to 1026 code for a protein of 249 amino acids. The transcript has a single exon. The record is from RefSeq and is a predicted model, not a curated record.
UAGGAGGGUUCCUUUUGUUCCCCUUCUCAACCGCACUAUAAAUACUCGGAGCACUCUUUUACCCCACCACAGAGCAAGAAGAGGUGCACCCCCGGGAUAAGAUUACGCGCAGCUAUCCGGCCAACAAGCCCAGUGCGUCCAUUCAUGCCCUCAUAGACCUCCAUCCCAAAAAGAGGACCAAACUCAAACGACAGAAGCAGGUGAUCGAGUGUGACUUAAAAAUAGAGGCAGAGACAGAGGGAAGCAGCGAUCUCCUACCCAAACCGAGCUAAUAAAAUGCAUUCCGACUCCAGCUUGAGCAGAUCUUCCUCACCAGACGUGGAUGGAAUGUAUCUCCGAGACCACCUCAAUUCAGUGUCCUCGGCGCAGAACGAACUCCUCCAGAAGAUGACGAGCGAGCAUCUUUCCAGGCACGGGGAAAAGACGUCAUCUGGCGGGAGCAAGUACAAACUCAAGAAGCAGGUGACCGAGCAAGAGAUUCAGCAUCUGAGGCUGAAAAUCAACGGGCGGGAGCGCAAGAGGAUGCACGACUUGAACCUGGCGAUGGACGGCCUCCGGGAAGUUAUGCCUUACGCACACGGUCCGUCUGUGAGAAAGCUGUCGAAGAUUGCCACUCUCCUGCUCGCCAGAAACUACAUCCUGAUGCUCAACAGCUCCAUGGACGAGAUGAAAAGGCUGGUUGGAGAAAUCUAUGGCGGACAUCAUUCUGCGUUCCACUGCGGGACAGUGAGCGGACACUCUGGCAACCCGGCGCAUCAGGUGCAUCCGCUGCUCGGGAGCGCGCUGUCCUCGUCCACAUCCUCUACCCUCACCACCACUUUACCUGGACUUACCUCCAUCCGAGCGCCUCACUCCUUAAUGAAGAGUGCCCCUGCACACCCUCUUCAGCUCGGCAGCAGCUUCCAACACUGGGCAGGUUUACCUUGCCCAUGCCCCAUAUGCCAAGUACCGCCACCCCCUCAUAUUCCUAUCAGUUCAGCGGGACUGACGAGACUUACAAGCGGAAACAAGGAUGUGAUGAAGUAAUUCGGGACUUCCGAUACAGAAUGGUGUCAAGAUGUACAGUACAGUAAAUUAUGAAUUGGACAUGAAGAAUUGACCUCCAUGCAUGCAUUGUAUGUCUGUUUAUUUGUUUUGCGUAUGCGAACCGUUAA